UCCUUCGCACUUCCGGGUGUACAUAAACAGAGCACGAACGGAGUCGCCUCGCCCAAAAGAUGUCUAAAGUGACGUUUAAAAUCACCCUGACGUCGGACCCCCGGCUGCCGUACAAAGUACUAAGUGUCCCAGAGAGCACACCGUUCACAGCAGUUUUGAAGUUUGCAGCUGAGGAGUUCAAAGUGCCUUCAGCAACCAGCGCAAUUAUUACAAAUGAUGGAAUAGGAAUCAACCCUGCCCAGACAGCAGGGAACGUGUUUCUUAAACAUGGCUCAGAGCUUCGCAUCAUUCCCAGAGACAGAGUGGGAGGACAGGGAGACGGAUGCUGCUUUUCCUCGUUGACGGCAUAAUGACUCACCCAGCAGAAUUCAUAUAACACUUGAGACCCAGGAAACACCCCAGUGUGUGCCAUAUUUAUUUUCUGGCCACAACUGACAGUGACUCACAUGAGAGUAUAUAUAUUUAAAGUGAUGAUGACAUGCACAAGAAAUGCAUGCCUCCUCCUUCUUCAUUUUCAGUCAAGAUUUUGCGGCAUAACAAGAUUCAUCAGACAUCACACAUACUGAGCAAUUAAUAUUCACAAAUACAGCUGCAACCCAUGACUAGCAAAGAUUAACACCAGAAUCAACAGUACUAGCUUUCAUAUCUUUGUAAAUGACAAUAAAAAGUAUAAAUCGCAAUGACACAUGCCUAUUUUGCAGUGUUUACUUUUAUCUUUGUUAACAUGUGUUUUGCUAAUGUGCAACAUGCUUUGAAGGAAGGACCAUUAUUAUUUUAUUAAGUGGCUAUAGAUUCAGGUAAAUUGUCUGUUCAUAUUAAAUAUUCUUUGUUUAUAUCAGCUACCAGUUGUCAGACAAGUAUUCUUCAUAGAUGUUAAAUGAACUAUGGUUCUGUACCGAACUUGUAUCAUGGACCAGUUUCCAUAACUAGAGGAACAUAUUCUACCUGCAGAUAAGAAUUCUUUGGAUUAUGUGAUGAAACAUGAUUGUUCAUCUGUCAAAUUGUGAAAACAUGUGGAUCUUUGCUGCCCUCUGUCAGGUUGCAUUUUAAUGUCAGUUUGUGCUCACCCAAAUUCCUUGCCUCUGUAUUCCAAACUAUGUAUUACUCCCCAUCUUAACAUAAUAAAUAUUAAAAUAAGA
Molecule: messenger RNA, 1139 nt
Organism: Scomber japonicus (chub mackerel)
Lineage: Eukaryota; Metazoa; Chordata; Actinopteri; Scombriformes; Scombridae
Gene: ufm1
Product: ubiquitin-fold modifier 1
Exons: 6
Coding region: 60-350 (96 amino acids)
Biological process (GO): protein K69-linked ufmylation
Cellular component (GO): cytoplasm; nucleus
Source: RefSeq, a predicted model, not a curated record